AUGUCCCGAGGUGCACGCAUCUUUCUCACGUUUUUAGAGAUCGUCAUGAUGCGUCUCCAGGGAGAUUUCACGAAACCACCGGAGAAGAGAUUCAACUACAAGAACUGCAUCGAUGCACUAUUUAGGGGAAAACUGCUCAUGGUCCGUGAAGAGGGUGUUUCCGCUCUUGGUCGUGAAGUGGGACCCAACGUAUUCCGUUCCGUUCUAAUGAACGCAAUCUUUAAACAUGUCAUCAGAUAUGAUUUCUUCAAGGCUGAGCUCUUGAAGACUCCGUAUUCCACGACAACAUUCUUUGCCAUUUCACGGCGAGCUUUGCUGCUGUUCGUAGACCCUUACCUUGGUACCGUUGCGACGACGGUCUGCUCUCCCGCUGAUGUAUUAAAGAGUCGCAUCAUGAAUGCAUCAGGACCAGGAUCGAAUUCUACUCUUGGUGUCAUCAAGGCUUCCUUGAAGAACGAGGGUCCAAUGUUCAUGUUUAAGGGCUGGUUGCCAGCUUGGACUCGUCUGCAACCGACGACGAUCCUCAUAUUCUUAAUAUUGGAACAGUUGAAGAAUGGGGUUGACUUCUCGAGAAGCAAGGGGUAUACGUUCUUGUGA
Messenger RNA from Guyanagaster necrorhizus, 597 nucleotides. Its product is annotated as mitochondrial carrier. Lineage: Eukaryota; Fungi; Basidiomycota; Agaricomycetes; Agaricales; Physalacriaceae. The record is from RefSeq and is a predicted model, not a curated record. The transcript is spliced from 6 exons. Bases 1 to 597 code for a protein of 198 amino acids.